Molecule: messenger RNA, 2197 nt
Organism: Panicum hallii
Lineage: Eukaryota; Viridiplantae; Streptophyta; Magnoliopsida; Poales; Poaceae
Product: proteinaceous RNase P 2-like
Exons: 6
Coding region: 12-1778 (588 amino acids)
Biological process (GO): tRNA 5'-leader removal
Molecular function (GO): protein binding; ribonuclease P activity
Source: RefSeq, a predicted model, not a curated record
UUUCGCCCGCAAUGGGAACGAGGCUAGUGCACCACCAUGGGCUCAAUCAGCUUAUGGGCCUGUGGGCGCUGAUGGCCCCCAAACCCCCGCUGCUUAGGGCUCUUCUUCUUCUUCCUCCCCGCUCCAGCCGCCCCCGCGCCACGCACACGGCAAUGGCAAGGCGGCGCGGCUCCAAGGGCCCUAACCCCGACCUCUCCCGCACCCUCACCGAUUGCACCCGCCGCGGGGACGCCGCUGCCGCCAUGGCCGCUUUUGACGACGCCGUCUCCGACUCCGACCCCGACGCCCCUACCCGCCUCGCCGCCCACCAGUACAACCAGCUCCUCCAUCUCCUCGCCACCGCCGACCGCUCCUCCUUCCCCAACCCCGCUGCCGCCGCGCGCCGCGUCUUCGACCACAUGCUCCAGGCCGGUGCGCCGCCAUCCGAGGCCACCAUCACCUCCCUCGCCCGCGUCAUCGCCGCCCCCGACACCGAUAAUCCCGCGUCAGCCGCCGACGAGGCCUUCCAGCUUGUGGCGACCAUGAAGGAGAAGCACGGCCUCGCCCCGCGCCUCCGCUCCUACAGCCCCGUGCUCGCGGCGUUCCGCCGUGCCGGGGACGCCUCCAAGGCCUACGCUGUCGAGGCCCACAUGGCAGCCUCCGGUGUGUCGCCUGAGGAGCCCGAGCUGGCCGCGCUCCUGGAUGUCAGCUCCAGAGCCGGGGACGCGGACAAGGUGUAUGAGUAUAUGCACAAGCUGAGGCAAACCGUGGACUGCGUGAGUGAGGAGGCUGCGCAAGUCCUGGAGGGUUGGUUCAGGAGUGACAAGGCGGCGAUGGCCGGUAAGGCUGAGUGGGACGCCGCUCAGGUGGAGGACGUCAUUGUGUUGAAUGGUGGCGGGUGCCAUCAGCUUGGAUGGCUUGGGACUGGCCCUUGGACGGUGCAGCGGGUGAGAGCUGGGGCUGAUGGUCAGUGUGGUGGCUGUAAAUGCCGGCUUGCUUGUGUUGACAUUGACAUGGAGGACACGCAGAGGUUUGCUGAUUCUGCUGCUGGCUUGGCACUUGAGAGGGAAACCAAAGCGAAUUUCAGCCAGUUUCAGGAGUGGUUGGAAGAGAAUAAGGAAUAUGAAGCUAUAGUUGAUGGUGCAAAUAUUGCAUUGUAUCAACAAAAUUUUGCGGAGGGCGGUUUCAGUUUGACUCAGCUGGACGCCGUUAUAACAGAGUUACGGGGUAGAUAUCAUGGUAAAUGGCCACUUGUCAUUUUACAUAAUAAACGAAUUGCCAAGCUUAUGGAAAAUUCGUCCAAUAGACAUUUGAUUGAAACUUGGAGAGCAAACGGAGCGUUGUACACUACACCAAGUGGGUCAAAUGAUGACUGGUAUUGGCUAUAUGCAGCAAUCAAACUAAAUUGUUUGCUUGUGACCAAUGAUGAAAUGAGAGAUCACAUAUUCGAGCUUCUAGGAUCAUCCUUUUUCCCAAAGUGGAAGCAACGUCACCGGGUAAAGUACACCUUUAAUAAAGGAAAAGCGGUGCUUGUGAUGCCAUCCCCUUAUUCUUCAGAGAUUCAAGAGUCAGAGGUGGGAUCUUGGCAUGUUCCGAUGGAAGAGAGGUCUGGCGAUGAGCGAGUCAGGAUUUGGCUUUGCAUUGGCAGGACAGGGACCUGCAAAGUACCUGACAAAAUUCCUACAGCUAAUGGAGUUGUCCAGGAAGUUCCUCAAAAUGGGGCAUCUAACUGGGUGCGACAGAGUCUGCAAGAAGAUAAGGCUGAGUCGAUAACUGGUAAAAGAAAGGAUAGAGAGUGAUUUCCUAUCCAGCAGUGGCAUCUAUGGUGGGAGUGGUCAUCCAUGAGCAACUGAAGCAUACUGUGUUUCUGCAAUCAGCUUGGUUGUGUAUUCCACAAGCAGUUUAAGAAAUGGAAUGCAAUGUUCUUGUCAUCCCAAAUAUUUGGGACAAUGAUCAUUACCCUUCCUUACAGUUGUGCGCCAGUUAGGUUAGAAGUCUAAUGAAAAUCAUUGGCAAAGGAAACUACACUGGCACUAAGGAUUUCAUUGAUUCCAUGAUUCAGUGUAAAACUCAACUGGGUGUCUGGGUAUACGUAUACCAUUGUUUCUUUUGUCCGGUUAAUCAAAAAUUUAUUGCAUUCUGUAUCCAUGAUAACCUUUCAAGGUGACAUUGUUGAGCUGUACGUUUAUUAAACACUCAUCAGAAUUUUUAAUGCUUU